Messenger RNA from Sclerotinia sclerotiorum 1980 UF-70, 1305 nucleotides. RefSeq lists its product as hypothetical. Gene Ontology annotation, cellular component: nucleus. The record is from RefSeq and is a predicted model, not a curated record. Gene Ontology annotation, biological process: protein import into nucleus. Bases 1 to 1305 code for a protein of 434 amino acids. Gene Ontology annotation, molecular function: small GTPase binding; guanyl-nucleotide exchange factor activity. The transcript is spliced from 2 exons. NCBI's taxonomy places the organism in Eukaryota, Fungi, Ascomycota, Leotiomycetes, Helotiales, Sclerotiniaceae.
AUGAUCGAGCCGCAAACCUCCCAACCAUGGGACCUAACUUCUGCCAUCGACCUCUUUAAUCGUCUCUCUGUUUCGACUUCAGGCACCGAUUUUCCACCUUCCAAUUGUACAGUCAAUGAUGAGCCCUCAAACACAGAUGGAAGUGCUCGCGCCUUGGGUGAUUUCAGACCAAUAUGGAAUUACUUAGGUGUCGAUGCUGAGAAAACUUCUACAGAUUUUGAUGUUGGUUCAUUUGAGUCUGCACCAUCUUCUUUCACUUCUGGGGGGCUUUUUUCUGAUCUAGACAGUCCGCCAACUUCUGCGACGGAUGAUUCGGAUAUUCCUGAUGUAUACGAGGCCUAUGUGACGAAAUCAAAAGAGACGGAUGAAAGUAGUGGAGUGGAAUCAGAGGUAGAAAGGCCUUCAGCAUCAAAAUCUGCAAGACUUUUCGGCUAUUCUUCUGCCGUGGGUGCAAAAAAGAGUUACGAAUCUCUUACCAUACACCCUCUUUACAAUCUGACCUUAGAAGAGAAGAGAGCCAAGAUAGCCAAGAAGCUAUCGGAUCAAUUAGGUAUCGACAAAAAGACACUUUUGAAUGCUACGGCUAAUCUUCAACGUUCCAAUGAACCUAAAGCCAUUCACGUAUUCGUUGAUUGUAGCAACAUUAUGAUUGGAUUUCAUCAAGCUUUGAAAAUUGCACGAGGAAUUCCUGAAGAGGCGAAGAUGAAACAACAGCCUUUCUCAUAUCAAUCACUAGCGUUCAUCAUGGAGAGAAAUCGCCCUGCUGCCAAAAGGAUUUUGGCUGGAUCCAGAUCAAGUCAUUCAGACCUACCAGUCCAUUUCGCUGAGGCCGAGAAGUGUGGUUACGAAACCAACAUUUUGGAUAGGGUCUUGAAAGUAAGAGAGUCGACACCCAAGAAGGUGCGUCGUGGGCUGGGCAAUGGAUACCUCACCGGACGGUCGAAUGGAUCUGAAAGUCCAUCCACAAAUAUGUCCUCGGUAUCAUUUGUGGAACAGGGUGUCGAUGAGCUCUUACACAUGAAGAUACUUGAAACUCUAAACGAUUACCCAAAACCAUCCACGAUUGUUCUAGCAUCUGGGGAUGGUGCUGAGGCGGAGUAUUCGGCCGGCUUUUUCAAAAAUGUGCAAAGAGCACUUGAGAAAGGAUGGAAUGUUGAACUUGUGGCUUGGAACAGUGGGUUGAGUGGGGAAUAUCGAGAAUCGUCAUUUAAGCAACGAUGGAGAAAGCAAUUUCGAGUUAUCAGGUUGGAUGACUUCAGUGAAGAAUUAUUGGCGAUUUACAGGAAGCAUGAAACAUCACCGUAG